AUGGACCUGGAUUGUCCGCAUCAAGCUCCGACUUAUUAUAUUUUAUGUUUACAUCUCAUUGCAGCGGUUUCAUUUACAAUCAAUUCGUUGGGAAUUUAUUUAGUGAUUUAUCAUUCUCCAAAUAAUUCCAAAUAUAAGUUUUGUCAAUUAUACUUGCAGGUUCGCAUGUUUAAAAAACAUAAUCUUUAUCUGAAUUUAUAUCCAGAUAGUAUCGAUGAUUGUGGAAAAUUACAUGUCGUGGGUAGCCCCCGCAUAUUAUUAUUUUCCAAUGAUUGCUGGAUACAACACAUCUUCGUUUACUUCACAAUUCAUAUCAACUCAUACAAGUGUUAUAUUUUACUUCUUCGUAUUUUGUUUCGAACUUCCAUCAAUUCUUUCUUGUUUUCAAUUUCGAAAUGAUUCAGCAGCUGAACUUUCACCAGUAAAUCAAAGAUCCUUCGAAACUUUCCAAUUUUAUGAUUUUUCAGAAAAAUCGAAUUCCACGAUCUUUCAGUUAUUUUAUGAAUUUUCUCUCGCAUACUUUUCCAUUUAUUGUAGCAUUUUCUGUUUUCAAAUCAACUAAUACUUAUCAACAACAAUAUAUAAUUGUAUCUCAAAAAUUUCCAAAAUGUCUACAUUUAUUAUACAUGGAUGAAUUUGCUGUUUAUGAUUAUGAUGAUAAUUUAUGGCUAGCCAUUGCUGGAAUCGCUGUUAUUGGAUUCAUCUCAUUUUUCGGGAUUUAUGUCAUUUUUCUAGUUGCACAUACCAUUUUGAUUUUAUCAAGAAUGCGCAGAUUCAUGUCACCCGCCACUUUCAAAUUACACAAAACAACUCUAUUCUCAUUAAUUCUUCAAGUUAUGAUUCCUUUGAGUUUUGUAUGUGUUCCUUUAACCGUAAUCUUCAUAGUUAUUCUGGAGGAACUAACAAAGUAUCAAGGUUCUUAUGAAAUAUUUAAUAAGAGCUUCGAUAAUAUUUCAAUUUCCAGAACUUGCUACCGAUACAAUGCUCUUAAUAACUUCUCAUUCGAUGAUCUCAACAAUAGUUAUGAUUGCUUGUAAUAAUCCAUAUAAAUCAGUUAUUUUCUCGAUUAUCUCGAGGAUUCUGAUGUAGGGAAAAAUUUUCAAUCCUUUGUAGUUUUCAAAAAAUUUUCAGGAUAAGAAAUAAGACCACAGAUCAAACUACUGUAAUAGAGCAAACUUUGACUUAUGUAAAUCAUGCUUAA
Molecule: messenger RNA, 1201 nt
Organism: Caenorhabditis angaria
Lineage: Eukaryota; Metazoa; Nematoda; Chromadorea; Rhabditida; Rhabditidae
Source: the annotation of a GenBank genome assembly